AGAACCAUUGUCCUUGUUGUUGCCGUCUCUGUUCGGAGGAGGCUACAUUUCCGAUGCUCUUACUUUCCCCGAUGCUUCAACGUCGUUGUACCCUCAGCCGAGCUCUAACUUCGUUGCUGAAAGUAUUGAAUCAUCCGAGCCGACGAAUGUGUAUGAACAAACGGCGUUUGUUUUUCAUGCUUCGACGUCGUUUCCUCACUUGCCGGACCUGCGUUCUUUGGGGCAAUGUUCGUCGUCGUUUAACAAGCGUGCUCGAGUCGAUUCUGUGUGGAAUCCGUUGCAGAUGGUGGAGCCGAUGAUGCGAGAGUGUGAGGUAAGUAGCUCCGCUGCUGUGUCUCCUACUGUUCAAAUUCCUCGCAGCGCAUUAACUCGACAGCGUCGGCAGAAAUUGAGCGACAAGACGCGUUGCUUGCAGAAGCUACUGCCGUGGGACAAGAAGAUGGAUAUCUCUACAAUGCUUGAAGAAGCGUUUAAGUACGUCAAGUUCCUUCAGGCGCAACUCCUUGCUCUUCAAUCCAUGCCUUGCGAGUCGGCCAUUUCUACUAAUUCGAAUCAUCACAUAAGCGGCGUGUUUGGUGGAUUGGAGAGGCUGAGCAGAAACCAAUUAUUGCAAGUUUUGGUUAACUCGCCGGUCGUUCAGACGAUGCUUUGUUCGCAGAGUUGUUGCGUUUUCUCGGCAGAACAGUUGGGGCUUAUCCAGAAGAUCGCAGAGAAAAGAGUUCUUCUGCAGCAGAUCUCAACGUUCCGACACAAGCCCUAGGUUUCCGAUCAAUUUCCGCCGUUGGGUUAUUCAGCAAGGCGGCGCGUCGGGCAGUUGCAAGGAACUGACCUCCACAGCAGUUCGCCCAUGAAAGAGAGGCUGGUUAUCGACUCCGAGAGUGAGGUACUCCUGGUUCCUGGUUCCCGAGCGGUUUGUGUA
This is a messenger RNA of Cucurbita maxima (winter squash), 919 nucleotides long. RefSeq names its product transcription factor bHLH117-like. Gene Ontology annotation, molecular function: DNA-binding transcription factor activity; protein dimerization activity. The transcript is spliced from 2 exons. The record is from RefSeq and is a predicted model, not a curated record. Bases 284 to 760 code for a protein of 158 amino acids. Gene Ontology annotation, biological process: regulation of DNA-templated transcription. Lineage: Eukaryota; Viridiplantae; Streptophyta; Magnoliopsida; Cucurbitales; Cucurbitaceae.